Molecule: messenger RNA, 144 nt
Organism: Racocetra persica
Lineage: Eukaryota; Fungi; Glomeromycota; Glomeromycetes; Diversisporales; Gigasporaceae
Source: the annotation of a GenBank genome assembly
CUUCUGGAAUACCUAAAAAUAGAACAAGCUACAGCUAAAAACUAUUCGAUAAAAGCCUGCACAGAGGCUUUACGUAAAGAACUACCACCAGCUCCUACUUCAAUACUUAGUAUAGAAGCUAUGCAACAAGAACUAAAUAUCUGA